Molecule: messenger RNA, 1533 nt
Organism: Suillus bovinus
Lineage: Eukaryota; Fungi; Basidiomycota; Agaricomycetes; Boletales; Suillaceae
Exons: 6
Coding region: 1-1533 (510 amino acids)
Cellular component (GO): nucleus; cytoplasm
Molecular function (GO): tRNA-specific adenosine-34 deaminase activity; protein binding
Source: RefSeq, a predicted model, not a curated record
AUGGCCACGACCUCAACUAGCUCAGAGAAAUUAUCUACGAAAAAUUCAUGGUGCCGCAGUGACUGGGUCUUAAACCGUGAAGGAUGUUGCAUAAAGACUGCAGAAGGCAAAGGAAGAGGUGUCUAUGCAUCUCGCAUUAUACCAUCCCAGACCGUGAUCGAAGUUAGCCCUGUACUUCUUUUCACUAGAACUGAGUAUGAUAAUUAUGGAAGACAUACGAUCCUGGAUCAUUAUGCAUUCAAAUGGCGAGAUGGACGAAUGGCUCUCGCCCUUGGGCUUGGCUCCCUUUUCAAUCAUUCCAGCAAUCCAAACGUGUCAUACACGAUUGAUCCCGCUCAUGACUGUAUCAAGUACACGACUACAAGGACAAUCAACCCCGAGGAAGAGUUGUGUAUCUUCUACGGCCAUAAUCUCUGGUUUGAUCCCGUGGGCGCCACAGAAAAUUUGGAACCUCAAGUCUGUCUCGACCAAAGUGAUCAGUCUGAACUUCUUCAUAUCAUGGCUAUCGAUAGUGAAGUGGAUGAGGUCGACAUUCAACCAUGGAACACUGGCGACCUGAAGGAUAUCGUGGAAGCCGAAGCUCUUCCGUUCCUUUGGAAGAAGCUUCAAAUAGAUGAGGAAGAGGAGUCAAUAGAAGAAGUUAGGACAAUGCAAGCCUGGGCGGUUGACAUCCCGGACUCGAAACACAUAGCGACAAUGUUAAAAUGGCUGAAACAGUCAGGUCUCGAGAGCGAUGCUCUAUCACACCUCAAACGCAUCAGGAAAAGAGACAGUAUCUCUACGCUCCUACUCAGCGUCUCGUCCUCUGUUCCUUUACUUCCUACGAACGUUGAUAUUGGAGAUCCCUAUCAGAUAUCUGUCCCCUGCAAUCCCGCUUUAACACAAACGUCACUUAUCUUAAAAAAUACGUUGUGGCCUACUGUAUACGCGCCACGGCGCAAAUGGGAACCCGAGAAAUGGUCUACUGCUAAAGUUCAAUGGGCUCGUGAUGCCAUCAGUCACGUUUUGCGAAAUUCCGCUCAGAUAACUGACGAGCUUCCGGUUGUUGCAUACGUGCCCAAGCCCUUCGAAGAUAAAGCUCUGCUGUCUCGGUCAUUUACAGCCAAUGACACACGUAUAUCCACUGGGCAUCCUUUACGCCAUGCCGCGAUGAACAUCAUUCGAAACAUAGCUGAUUGGCGUGCAAAAACGACCCCCGCCGAUCUUCUUGCCGACCCCGUGAAGCCCGCUACUUCCCCUUCCAAUACCAGCCUCGAAAACUCAGACACAUCGUGCAAUGGUGCAAAUUACCUGUUGACUGGGCUUACGCUCUUCAUAACCCACGAACCAUGCAUCAUGUGCAGCAUGGCACUGCUGCAUUCGCGCGUCAAAGAGGUUUUCUAUAUUGUCCCCAUGCCACGGACUGGAGGGUGUGGUGGAUCUGCAUGUUUGCCUGCACUCAAGGGUGUUAACCACCGCUACAGCAUCGCGCAGUGGAGACAAAGAGAAGGCAGCGCAGCCCCAGCACAUCUUGACGAGCAAGUAGAUGCAUAA